Messenger RNA from Dunckerocampus dactyliophorus (ringed pipefish), 27175 nucleotides. It is a transcript of the gene syne1b, whose product is annotated as spectrin repeat containing, nuclear envelope 1b. The record is from RefSeq and is a predicted model, not a curated record. The transcript is spliced from 147 exons. Bases 321 to 26741 code for a protein of 8806 amino acids. NCBI's taxonomy places the organism in Eukaryota, Metazoa, Chordata, Actinopteri, Syngnathiformes, Syngnathidae. Gene Ontology annotation, molecular function: protein binding. Gene Ontology annotation, cellular component: membrane.
CAGGCCAGGCGGUGCAGCGGGGGCUGUGUGCAUCCACAUCCAUGGCUCCUCUGGAUGGGAACACCACAGGAAGAGGGAGAAGGGGGAAGGAUAGGCUUGUAACUCAGAUGCUCUGCUAGCGGUUUGCACUCAAAUGUGUAUGAGUGUGUCUGUGUAUGUGAGUGCGUGACAGGGAGGAGGGGACCUUUUGUAUCCCAGCCUCCAGCAGCUCUUUCCCUGCUUGGAAAAAAGCUUCCGUGUCACUUGUUUCCACCGUGGAUGUCACUCUGACACAUGCACGCCGCCGCCUGUCAUGAGCGAGCCGGAGAGCGGCGCGUAGGAUGGCUCACUACAAGGACGUCUCUGCCAGGAAGACCUCGCUGAAUCUGGUCACGGGCUUUUUCCAGUAUCUGCGAGAUGAGCAAGAGGCUGUGCAGAAAAGAACAUUCACCAAAUGGAUCAAUUCUCACUUAGCAAAGCAUAAACCACCACUUGAGGUCAACGACCUUUUUGAGGACAUUAAAGAUGGGGUGAAGCUCCUGGCUCUGUUGGAAGUGUUAUCGGGUCAAAGGCUCCCUUCAGAGCAAGGGCGCCAGCUCAAGAGGAUCCAUUGGGUCUCCAACAUUGGCACUGCGCUCAAAUUCCUCGAGGGCAGGAAGUCUGUAUAUCGAGGAUCGGCGAUCAAACUGGUGAACAUACACGCCACCGACAUCGCCGAUGGCCGACCGUCGAUCGUUCUUGGGUUGAUAUGGACCAUAAUCCUCUAUUUCCAGAUUGAGGAGCUGACCAGCAACCUUCCAGCCCUCCAAGCCUUGUCCAACAGCAACUCUUCGGUUGAGAGCUCCGAAACAGGAAGUCCUCCCAUGAAGAGAAAAGUGGUCAAGUUUCAGGGUAACGCCAAGAAGGCUCUACUCCGAUGGGUCCAGUGCACUGCCGCCAAGCAUCACGGUAUCGAGGUGAAGGAUUUUGGUCCCAGCUGGCGCGAUGGCGUCGCAUUUCAAUCGGUGGUGCACGCCAUCCGGCCCGACCUGGUGGACAUGCAGGUGGUGCACAGGAGGAGCAAUAAGGAGAAUUUGGAGGAGGCUUUCACUCUAGCGGAAAACGAGCUGGGCAUCCCUCGUCUGUUGGAUCCAGAAGACGUAGAUGUGGACAAGCCAGACGAGAAAUCCAUCAUGACAUACGUGGCUCAGUUCCUCAAGCACUACCCAAACCCUCACCACUCGGGAACCGACGGACAGCACGACGAGCUGCGGCUGGGCUCCAUCCCGACCUUUGCGCUGUCAGCGUCCGUGGUUCAGUUUGCACCCCAAGACAUUGAGCAAAUGCUGGAGAGGGAGGAGCGCAAGAUGCUGAGAGAGCUGAAGGUGUUUUUGGACCAGCUGGAGAGAGAUGUGCUGAGAGCCCAGGCGGCCGAGGGGAGUCUCACAGACAAGUAUCAGGCAUUUAAAAGCUUCCGUGUGCAGUACGAGAUGAAGAAAAAGCAAACGGAUCCGCUGCUGCAGCCGGUCCACAAGGACGGGAAGCUGUCUGUGGACCAGGCUCUGGUCAAGCAGGCGUGGGACCGCCUGUCGAUCAGGCUGCUCGACUGGCACAUCCACCUGGACAAAUCCCUGCCGGGUCCUCUGGGAGUGAUCGGGGCCUGGCUGCACAGAGCCGAGAUAGCCCUGAGGGAGGACAUCCCCGCCCAGCAUGCUCACGAGGACACGGCCAACGUUCUCCACAGGAAACUAGAGCAGCACAAGGAGGUGUUAAAAAACCUGGAGUCACACAGGCAACCCUUCCAGCAGAUCCACAGGGACAGAUCAGUCAACGGCGUUCCGGUUCCACCGGAGCAGCUCCAAGAUAUGGCUGAACGCUUCAAUUUUGUGUCCACGUCGUCGCACAGCCACUUGAUCAAACUGGAAUUCUGGGAAAUGAAGUACCGGCUCAUGGCUUUCCUCCUGUUGGCCGAGUCCAGACUCAAGUCCUGGAUUGUUAAAUACGGCAGAAGAGACUCAGUGGAGCUCCUGCUGCAGAGUUACCUGACGUUCAUUGAAGGCCAAAGGUUCUUUGACCAGUACGAGGUGCUCUUCUCGGCGCUCAAGCAAGCGGCGGACAUCUAUGUGAAGUCUGACAGUACAAUCGACGAUGCGGAGGGCGUGACGAAAUUCCUCUGUGACGCCACGGCUCAGUGGAAGAACCUGGCGCUGGAGGUGCGCAGCGUCCGCAGCAUGCUGGAGGAGGUCAUCGCCAACUGGGAGAAGUACAGCGGCACGGUGGCGGCGCUGCAGGCGUGGCUUGAAGACGCCGAGAACAUGCUCAACCAGUCAGAGGGCGCCAAGCGUGAUUUCUUCCGCAACCUGUCCCACUGGAUCCAGCAGCACAUGGACAUGAACGACGCCGGCAACUUCCUCAUCGAGACCUGCGACGACCCCGUGUCUCGAGACCUCAAGCAGCAGCUUCUCCUCCUGAACGGGAGAUGGCGGGAACUCUUCGUCAAAGUCAAAUACUAUGCAAGAGCGGACGAGGUGGACAAGCUGAGGCAAGACUAUCACGACGGCAUCAACACCUUGAAAAUUUUCAUGGACGCCACCGACCAGAAGAUGAACGCUCCCGUCCAAGUGUCCUUCCUCAACGUCCGCACAUUUGUUCAAGACGUGGAGGAAAUCAAGCAUAAAGUUCCCGCCAUGGAAGCGGCAUCCAAGGCGGCGAGUCGCACAGCUCAGCUGCUGAGCAAAGACACGACACAGGAGGAGGUGGCUCAGAUGACGGCGGUGAUGGCCUCAGUCAAAGAGCAGCUUGGCAAGGUGAGAGAGCGAUGUCUGCCUCUGCUGAAGGAGUCUCAGUCGCUCUUAGCGCCGCUUGAAGAAAUGGAGAAGAACAUCACAGGCUUCUACCAAGCUCUGGAGAAGGCCAGCCACGUGACCGGCAGCAGCGACUCAGAAGGACCCGUGGACUUCAAACAGAAGUGCCAGGAGCUGGCGGCCGCCACACAAAGCUGCAAGAAGUGUCUCAUCGUCAUUGAAAGGAAUCACCAGACCAUCUUAAAGCUCACAGACGCCAGUAAAACCCUGCAGCACAUGGACAUGAGUCUCCUGCAGAAGAGAGUGGCCGACCUCCAAAGCUCCUCGCAGGCCAUGUUUAAGGAAGCCACAGAGUGGAGGAAGCGCAUGGAGGCAAACAGCAGCCUCAUGAAGCGCUUUGACGAGUCACGCUCGGACCUGGAGAAGGUUCUUAAAAUGGCGGAACACUGUCGGACGGAACAAGGCGACCCGGAGGAGCUGCUGAAAAAACACACGGAGUUCUUUGGUCAGCUGGACCAGCGGGUCUUGAACGCGUUCCUCAAAGCUUGUGACGAGCUCACCGACAUUUUGCCCGACCAGGAGCAGCAGUCGCUUCAGGAAACUGUCCGGAAGCUGCACAAAGACUGGAAGGACGCCCAGACCGACGCUCCCUUCCACCUCAUCCGCCUCAAAGUGGAGGCUGAGAGGAGCAAGCUGGUGCUGCUGCUUCAGGAAUGUCAGGCCGAGGUGACCCGGGAGAACCGCCACACGGCCAGCGUGGGCAGCGAGAGGCUCGUCAAGGAGCACCGAUCCUUCUUCAGGGAAAAGGGUCCUCAGUCACUGUGCGAGAAGAGACUGCAGCUGAUGGAGGAACUCUGUCAGAAGCUCCCUGAGGACAACUCUGCCCACCAGACGCUGGACAAAUCCAGGAAGGAGUACCUGGAGGUCAGCGAGGAGAUUGAAAACACCCAUCAGAAGCUAAUGCAGCACCCGGACAAAUGGAAGGACUACAGUGCAAGAUACGCCGAGCUGUCCUGCUGGCUAAUAUCCAAAGAAAGCCAACUUCGCCUGCUGAGAAACCGUGCAGGCGACCCGAGAAAGUACAGCCAGGUGAAGACUACCAUCACGGAGCUCCGGAAUGAUGCCGAACUGCAGGAGGGCAACCUUGGCUGGCUGAAAGCCCGCAUGGCGGCUCUGAUUGAGAUCUGCACCGACAGCGAUGCCCAGAGGCAAGGAGGCGCCCUGAGCAAACUGUGCACUGAUUUUAAAGGUCUUCUGACGUCACUCAUAGAGGCCGAGAAGAUGGUCCUGGCUGUAGGCGACUGUGUACAGUUUAGAGAAGAAGUGCAGACCACUUUGGAUGAGCUCCUCCGUGCCCAGAAAGACGCGCAGACCGAGGUCUCCAGAAUUCUAGAUUGUCCCACUGUGAGAGAGGCCCAGCAGCUGCUGCUGGUGCACCAGCAACUUCUGAAGAGGCUGAAGCUGAAGAGGAAGGACGUUCAGCAGCUGAUCAGCAGGGGCCAGCAGCUGCAGGCGGAGGAGGGCCUGGGCGAGACGCUGCAGCAGGACCUGCAGAGUCUGGAGAACACGCUCAGUAAAAUGGAGCAAAAUAUGGAUUCUCAGGAGCAAAGCCUGGAGGUGACACUGGCGGCAUGGCAGGAGUUCGACAGCCAGCAGGAGGCAGUACGGCAGUUUGUUAGCAAGGCCCGCUCCACGAUGGAGCGAGACCUGAACUUCAGCAGCCCGGAGAGCCUGGCGGUAGAACUUGACCAAGCCAGAGUGCUGCUGAAGCAGUGUGAAGCCGAGGCCUCGCAUAUGAACACUUUGCUGAAGAGAGCGACAGAGAUCCAGCUCAGCCCAAAGAACAAGACUCUGCUCCUUCGGCAGGCUCGUUGUCUCAGCGAGCAGGUGGACAAAGUGGAAGCCGGCCUGAAGAAGGACGUCAAAACUGUGGAGGAGAUGAAGAUAAAGUGGGAUCGAUUCGGAGCUGACUUUGAAGCUUUUUCCUCAUGGAUAUCCGACAAGGAGAAGCGACUGGACGAGUUGAAGAGCUCCAGUUUGCCGCUGGAGCGACAGAUGGAAACAGUGAAGGCUGUGGAGGCCGGGCUCCAGGAGCGUGUUAAAGUUCUCUCGGGGCUGGAGGCGGACUCCCAGGAUGUGGCCCAGUUCGUCUCUUCAGGGGAGGCGGCCCGCAUCAAGGCUCGCCUGACCCAAAUCGGCCGCUACUGGGAUGAGCUGAGGGAGAGCGUGCAGCAGCUUGACGGGCAGCUGCGGGAAACCUCCUCCCACCGCAUGAAGUUCACUCAGAGCCUACAAGAGGUGCAAGCAUCGCUCUUUGAACUACACUCCCAGCUGGACCGUCCAAUCAAAAUGUGCGGGUCCUCAUCAGAUACCUACAAAGAACUUCAAAAUCACAUGGAUGUCGCUCAACAACUGGAGAGGCUGAGGGGAGCCUUGCUCUCCCUGUCAGCAGGCACCCGCAGACUCAGCGAUAGAGAGCAAGCGGAGGCGGCCGUGAAUGAGCUGAAUAGCAACUUUGAACAAAACACUCAGGAAGCAAAGCACAAACAGAGCACACUGGAAACCCUGCUGACAGUUUGGCAAAGGUUUGAGAAACAGCGUUCCAACUUCAUUUCCUGCCUGGAAACGAGCGAAUGUGCCGUCCAAUCAGAGAGUCAGUGUCUGUCGGCUGACAAAGCCAAACUCUACAGUGAGCUCCAGGACCUACAGGCCCUGCGCUCUGAGGUCCAGACCCUCGAGUCCUCUCAUGCUGAGCUGGUUUCCCUCGGGACAUUGCUUUAUCCCAGUGCUCCAGAUGAGAGCCAGCUGAGGGAAGAGCUUGACGCCCUGCACAGAAGACUGCUUGUUCAGAAUGAAGCCCUCCCUGGAAGAAUCCAGGAGCUCCAGAACCACCUCUCCCUCGUGGAGCAGUUUGACCGAGACCUCCUGAAAUUCUCCCAGUGGAGUGAGAGCAUGCUUUCAAGCCUUCACUCUGCUUUUCAAAUUAGCACCAGCAACCUAGAGGCCGCCGUCACACAAGUAAAGGAGACACAGGCAUCCCUAGAGAAGCAGGCGGCUGUCAGGCAGAGCUUGGAGCAUCGGGCGGAGAGCCUCAGUCGCUCCUCUGUGCCUGGUGACGCACAGCUCCUACGCAGCCGAGCAGACAGCUGUAUCCAACCCUGCCUGGAGGCGCAGCACAUAGUCCAGCUGCAGUUUGAGUGUCUAGAAAGGCUGGAGAACUUCUUGCAGACACACAGCGUGGCCGGCGGGGUGCUGCGAGGUCUGCGGCAGACCGUGGAGAGUGCCGGGAGCUGGGACAGAGGGCGAGUGGAGGAGCUGAAGCAGGAGCUCUCCGGCGUCGUCCCGGACGUCUGCCGGCUGGAGACGCUGGCAGUCGAUCUGGACAGCAGCCUCUGCAAAAGUCACCUGCACAUCUUCGCCCAAGAAGGGUCUCGAAAGUCGUGUCGCGACCUGGCCGAUUCACUCAGCACUGAGCUGGACACCGUGAGGAACCUACUGGGUACCAAGCAGAGUGAAGCAGAGGCCUUGGGAGCUCUGUGGACGUCCUUUAGACAGCGCAAAGAGCAGCUCCUCAAGGCCGUGGAGGACAUUGAAGAAAAAGCAGACCAGCAGAGCUUUAAAGAACCAAGCCUUCUGUCCCUACAGCAAAGGUUGCGCUUCUUCAAUCAGCUGGAGGAUGAUCUGCAGUCCCACCAGCACGAGGAGCAGUGGCUGACGGACAAGGCUAACCAGCUGGCCCAGAGAGACGCAGAGUUAGCCGGGGAGGCGCUGAGGGAAAUCAGACUGCUGGAGAACAUGUGGGAGGACACCAAGAAACUCAUUGCAGAGAGGCAAGAGCAGUGCAAUGUUCUCGCUGAGCUGAUGAGGGAAUACCAAAUGCUGAAAACCUCCGUGGGCAGCGUGAUGGAGAGCACCGAACCCCUCAUGGAUAUCACUUCCGCUCUGAAGGACCACGAGGAAACCAAGAGAUCACUAAGCAAGCAUGAAGCCGUGAAGACGGAGAUGGCCGACAAGCAGCACGAGCUGGACCGCUUUUCCUGCAAAGGAAAACAGUUGGUGCUGGAACUGAAGAAGGUGCCAGAGUGUGACUCUCAAAUGGUGAAAAAGGACAUGGAGACACUUGUGGACCAGUGGCUGGAUGUGUCUGAGAGGGUGGAAGACAACCUCCAGCGCCUUAACCAGAGUCUGGUGUUGUGGGAGGAUGUGCGUGAAAUUGGCGAAGACAUUGACAGUUGGACCGGCAGCUGCGUGUCGGAACUGAACGAGAGCCUGAACAACCUCAAUGACAGUCAGAAGGUGUCAACCAGGCUUUCUGCUCUACAGGAACAAAUAGGCGAGAAGGAGGUAAAGCUGGAAAACCUGCAGUCCAAAAUCUCAGAGCUGAAGAGGAGCACUCAAAGUCAAGAGACUCCUCCUAAAGUGCAGUUGCUGGAGAAUGACCUGAGGAAGAAGAUCGAUGCUGUUCAGAAGCUGCACGAGCAAGCCAGGGGGAACCUGAUGGACUUCAGCACCCAGAAGAAACUUCUGGAGGACUACAUUUCACAGAUGUCAGCUUGGCUCAAGAGCAUGGAAGACUCCUUGGUGUCGUCCCCCGCUGGUUCAGAUCCUGAGGACAUCUUCAGAGUGAAGGAGCUUCAGAAAGAACUGCAAAACCAGCAGGGAAGCAUCGACUCCACGAGAGAGAGCCUGAACAACCUGUGUAGGAAAUACCCCUCGGAGGAGCUUUCCAGCUUGGGGUCCGCACUCACCGAGCUCAUCAAGACCUACGAGUCUGUGAACCAGGUCUCGUCCAGGACUUUGGCCUCACUGCAGAACUGUCUGCAGCAGCAGUUCAACGAUUUGGUUCAGGAGUUCCAUCGCUGGCUUGUAGAGCAGAGGGAGAUUGUGAAGGAAUGUUCCGACCGAUCUGGAGACACUCACGUUGUGGAGCGCAAAUUACAGAAACUAAAGGGUGCCGUGGAGCGCAUGGAGGAAGGCGAGGUGCAUCUCACGCAGGUCUGCGAGGAGGGAGAGAAACUGCUGCUCCAUCUUCCCAAGGCCAACGCUGGCCAGGUCCAGCAGCACUUGUCCUCCAUCCAGCAAGACUGGGACAGCUUUGUGGAGCAGUGCCGACAGAACCAACAGAUCCUGGAGGACAGUGCAUCCCUCAUGAAAGGAUUCGAAGGCCGCCUUAAGAAGCUGAGGUGGUGGCUGGAGCACAUGGAGAAGAGGAUGACCACAGAUCUACUUGAAGUCAAGCAACGUGGUUCUGAUAAGGUUUUGCUCGAGCAAGUGGAGGAAUAUCAGCAGGAAGCUCUCAAAGAAAGGGAUUCCUUCGAGCGUUUGUGCCAGGAGGCCCAGGCGCUCAAUGAGGGCGGGCGAGGCGACAGCAGCGAGACGCGAGUGUCUGCUCAGCUGCAGUCGCAGUACCAAGCCUUGCUACGACGCGUGCGGGAUAGGCUGCGCAGCUGCCAGCUGACCUUACAGGAGGAGCAGGCCUUUGAGGAGACGCUGCAAGCCACAUGGACCUGGCUGAACGGCGUCCAGGAGCGCCUGGCUUCUCUCAACAGCACGCUCGGAAAUAAGGAGACCCUGGAGAAAAGGCUGGUUCUUGUACAGGAUAUCUUGCUGAUGAAGGGUGAGGGCGAGGUGAAGCUCAACAUGACAGUGGGCAAAGGAGAGCAAGUCCUCAAGCACAACAGAAUGGAAGGGCAGGAAGCCAUUUGCUCACGGCUUCAGAGCUUGAAGGAUGCCUGGGCCAACAUGCUCAUUACGUCCAUGAGUUGCCACAGUCGACUGGAGUGGACGGUGGCCCAGUGGAGCAGCUUCCAGGAGAGCAAGAACCAGAUCCAGCAGUGGAUGGAGUCCGUGGAGCAGGAGGUGGGCAUGACUCUGGGGCAGCAGCCCGGCCUCAAAGAGAAGUCCACCUUGCUGGAGCGCCUCAGGGCCAUCCAGGCGGAUGUGGACACUCAUGCGGCGGCGCUGUCCCGUCUCACGGACAAGGCUGUGGAGCUGUAUGAGAAAUGCGCCGACCAGGCAUUUGGGCCGGAAUCGAGGGCCGAGCUCAACGCGCACUUUGCUGAUAUCUCAGCUGUGGUUAAGGGUAAAAUACAGUCCAUGCAAACCAUCGUGUCAGAACAUGAGCAGUACCUGGAUUCCGUCAGAGACUUCAAUGACUGGCUGAUCUCAGCAAAGGAGGAACUCCAGCGAUGGUCCGACCUGUCAGGGGACUCGGCCUCCAUUAAAAGAAAGCUCUCCAAAGUCCAGGAACUGCUAGACUCUAAGCAGCGAGGCCGAGAGAGGCUCAGCCGGGUCCAAAGAUGCGGAGCAGCAGCAAGAGACCACACUGGCUCAGGAGGCUACGAGGCCAUCGAGCGGGAGGAAGCGGCCCUCUUGUCGAGCUGGGAACAGUGGGAACGCGGGGCGCUUCAGACGCGGGCCAGUCUGGAGACCGCCCUCUCUCAGAUGACCAGCUCCGAGCAGGAGUUCAGCACUCUGUCGGCACAGCUGGAGCAAGACAUGCGGGAUUCGAGCUGUCGGCUGCAGGACUGGCGCCGUAGACUUGCUCAGGCGGAGGGGAAAACUGACGGAGAGGAGGGCGUCAAAGGUUGGCAGAUUGCAAAGGACACUUUGGAGGAGCUUGUCAAAGCUGAGCCCAUGUGCGAUGGCCUGAAAAGUCAGCUCAACGAUCUGUGCCGCUUCUCCAGAGACAUGGCCAGCCAGUCUGAGAGAGUGUCUGCCCUCAUUAAGGAAUACAACAGUCUGAGUCUCCGAGCUGCCAGGGAGUGCCAGAGCAAAGAGAAGCUGCAGGAGCAGGGAUUCUGCUUGGCCUACAGGGCCUUCCAGCAGUGGCUGGUCAAUGCCAAGAUCAACACGGCCAAAUGCUUUGACGCACCCCAAAAUCUCACCGAGGCGUCAUCCAGCUUACAGAAGAUUCAGGAGUUUCUAAGCGACAGAGAACACGGGCAGUCGAAGCUCAACGCCGUGGUCUUCAACGGCGAGCUUCUCUCUGCCAUGGCUUCCAAAGACAAAGUGGAUUCGGUUCGGACAAAGAGCAACAACGCUCGAGAGGACUGGAAAAACAUAAUGUCCAAUCUGCACAGCAGAGAGAUAAACCUCCAAAACCUCGUUUCUCAGAUGAAAGACUUCGAAGCCAGUGCCGAGCCUCUCCAGGAGUGCCUGAACGCCACCGAGCUGGCCGUGCAAGAGAGCAGCACGCGGCUUCACGACCUCACGGCCAAGAAGACGGAGCUCCACAAACUUCAGUCUGUGCUGGAGGAGCUAGCCUCUCACCAAGUCCAGCUGAGCAGGCUGAAAGAGAAGGCCCAGCGGCUGUUGGACGAGCACGCCGCCGGCAAGGGUUUUGCGCACCGUGUCUCUCAGCUCUCUGCUCAGUUCCUUGCUUUAACCAACCUGACCAAGGAGAAGGCGUCCAGGAUUGACCGCAUCGUGUCGGAGCACCAGCUAUUCACCCACGGCUUGAAAGAGCUGCAGAACUGGGUGGCGGACACCAGCCACAUGCUGCAGACGUACUGUGCCCCCACGGCCGACAAAAACGUCCUGGACAGCCGGAUGAUCAAGCUGGAGGCCUUGCUGACAGCCCGUCAAGAGAAGGAGAUCCUGCUGAAGAUGCUGAUCACCAGAGGAGAAGCCGUUCAGAGAAACACCUCUGCAAAUGGCGUGGCCGUGGUCCAAGAGCAGAUACAGGAGCUGAAGGACUCGUGGGAUGCUCUGCUCUCUGCCUGCAUUCAGUGCAAAAGCCAACUGGAAGGUUCUCUGUCCCAGUGGACCAGUUACCAGGAGGACGUGCGUCAGUUUGUGAGCUGGCUGGAGCACGUGGAGGAGAACCUGGACCCGGCUGAUAAGCAGUGCCCCGAGAUGCGAGACAAAACUGCUAACCUUAGCAGAGCCAAGCUGCUGUACGAGGAAGUGCUCAGCCACGACACCUUGCUGGCCACCAUCAUGGCGAAGAGCGCGAGUAUAGCUGAGAACUACGUCACUCAGCUGGAGCUGCAGGAUCUGCAAGAGCGCUACAGCGCCAUCAAAGAGAGCGCUGCGGGGGCUGUAGGCAAAGUGGAGGAGGUGGUGAAAGCCCACCAGGAGUACCAGCAAGGCCUACAUGCCUUUGAGGAGUGGCUGGAACAGGAGCAGGAGAAGCUGGGCUGCUACACGCCGCUGGAGGGGGAUGCUGACAUGCUGGAGGAGACGCUGCAGAAGCUGCAGGAGCUCCAGCUGCACUGCACCGAGGGCCAGGCUCUGCUCAACACCUUGCUGGUCACCCGAGAGCUGGUCACUCCCUGGGGGCUGCCUCAAAUCGAAGACCGAGCACUGGAGACCCUGCAGCAGGAGUGGAGGAUGUACCAGGCCCGGCUGGUCGACACCAGGGCUCAGCUCAACAGUGCCUUGGCCAAACUCAGACAGAUGGAGCAGAAGUUCCAGCGUCUGGACAGCUGGCUGAAGGGCAUGGAGGCCAAAGCGCAACUGCGAAGCCACCGCCGCUCUGACCGUGCCACCAAAGACGCUCAGUUGCAGUUGAUAAAGGCGUGGCAAGAGGAGGUGCUUGUUUAUCAAGACGAGAUGGAAGGCCUCGGCGUUUUGGCUCAGCAGGUUCUAGAUGAGACGCAUGUUAGCAGCCGGAUCAGCAGCAGAGCCACCCAGAUCACAACCCGCUACCACGCUUUGCUCCUCCACUUGCUGGAGACAAUCAAGCAGCUGCAGGAGGAGGUGUCCUGCAUUGAGGAGGCCCAGUGUGUCUUCAGCACCUUCUCAGACUGGCUCAGCGCGGCUCAGAACAGCCUCCGCUCUGUGGCAACCAGCACCAAUGCAGUGGACCGCUUUGCCAUGGAGAGAAAGAUGAAGAAGAUCGAGGCUCUGCAGGGAGACGUGGAACUUGGUCACGCCAACCUGAAGACGGUGAGAGAGAAGAGCGAACGAGCCCUGGUCUUCCUGGAGGAAGCUGAAGCGGAGCAGCUGAGAGAGAACGUGGAGAGCCAGCUGGCCCAACUGGAGGACCUGGUGGCAGCCCUGCGCACGGAGCAAAGCUCUCUGGAGAAGUGCAUCGCGCUUUCCAAAGACUUUACGGAUAAAUACAAGGCGCAAGCCCAGUGGGUGCUGGAGACCAAGAGCCUGUUGGCGUCCAGUGUGGAGCCCAAAGCUGAGCUCUACCAGAAGAAGGCCCAGCUUGCCAAGUACAAGACCAUCCAGCAGGUGGUGCAGUCUCAUGAGUCGGCUGUGAAAUCAGUGCUGGAGAAAGGCGAAGCCCUGCUAGACACGGUCCACGACCCCAUCAUUAACAACAACAUGAACACGCUGAAGGCCGACUUCCUGGAGCUCUGCUCGCUGGCUAAGACGCAGGUCCAGAGCCUGGUGGAGUGGGUGAAGGAGCAUGAGGACUACAACAGUGAACUGCAGGAGGUGGAGAAAUGGCUCUUGCACAUGUCCAGUCGGCUCGUCACCUCCGAAUCCAUGCAGACCAGCAGCAUGGAGAUGGCCACCCAGCAACUUGCACGCCACAAGGCCAUAAUGGAGGAAAUCGCCGGUUUUGAAGAACGUCUCACAAGCUUGAAGCAGAAAGGAGAAGAUCUGGUUGCCGGCUGCACCGACCAAGUCCAGGCGAAGAUCAGCCAGCAGGUCCAAGCUCACCAGCAGGGAACCAGGGACAGCUACUCGGCCGUAUGCAGCACAGCCCAACGGGUGCACCAAAGUCUGGACCGAGAGUUGCAGAAACACGUCAACCACCAGGACACUCUCCAGCAAUGCCAGACGUGGCUCGCCGCCGUCCAGGAGGAACUCCGGCUAAACCAGCAUGCCCCGUCUGGUCUGCAGGAGGCACUGAAACAGGUGAAGCACUACCGGGCCCUUCAGGAGCAGGCCAGCACCUAUUUAGACCUGGUGUGUUCAGUGUGCGACCUGUCUGACGACACCGUGAGAGUGACGGCCGCAGAAGUCCAGAGGGUCAAGCUGACUAUUGAGGAGAGGAUGUCAAAUGCUCAGGAGCUUUCAGAGGGCUGGAGAGAGAUCAAGGAGCAGAAGCAAGAUCUGACAAGCUUGUUCCUGGAUAUGGAACAACAGCUCCUCACUCUAUCAAGAAGACCUGCAGAGUUAGAGACCAAGAUAGCUCAAAACAUGCUGUCCCAAGCCAAGGAAUGCAUCCAGCAGCUCCAGUCCAAGCAAAGCAUCCUGACCAAGAUGACGGAGAAAGUCAGCAAACUUUCACUGGGCCAGGACUCCCCAGAGCAUGCAGAGCUGGACCGUCUGAGUCACUCCUGGCUGGACCUCUGCCACCAGGCCAGUAGGCUGCAGAGUCAGCGGCAGGAGGAUCUGCAGAGGUCCAAAGAGUACCACGACUGCAUCGCUGCAGUGGAAGUGCUGUUUGAGCAGGUUUCCAAAGAGUGGGACAAUCUAGCCAGAACCGAUGCUGAAAGUUCCUCUCAGCAUUUGGAGGCAUUGCGCAAACUGUCGAUCGAACUUGAAGGCCAAAAGGGUACACUGGAGGACCUGAAGGACCAGAAGCAAAAAGUCAUUGAGCGCUUGAACCUGGACGACAAGGAGCUGGUCAAAGAGCAAAUCAGCCACUUUGAGCAGCGCUGGUCUCAGAUGCAAAACCUAAUUGAGAGAAAAAUUCAAGACUCGGUGGUUACCCUGGAGGAGAUGGGCCAGGUGGAGGUUCGUCUGAGGGAAGCUCGGGAUUGGGCCGAGGAGCAGCAACCCGCCUUGUCCGAGGCUAUGAAGAUGAGUCCCCCUCCAGAGCUGGCUCAGAGUUUCCUCUUCGACCACUUGAGUAUUUGCAGCGAGUUGGAGGCCAAGCAGCUCCUGUUGUCCCAAGCCGUGACCGACGCCGACAGGGUUCUGGCCCGCCUUGGCCUGAGCGAACGCCAGCGCCUGCAGCAACUCAUUUCCCACACACAAUCAGAGGUGGAAUCCUUGAGCGUUAAAGUGUUGCAGCGCAGAAAACACCUCAGCAAGGCCUUCACUGAGAGGACUCAGUUCCUGAUGGCUGUGAACCAGUCUAUUUCCUGGGUCCAGCAGAACGGGAAGAAGGCCCAGGCCGAGGAGUACGUUGCUUUGUUGCCCGACGACCUCGCCAAGCAGGUGCGAACGUGCCGGAACAUCCAAAGCAGCUUGAAGGCCUACCAGAGCGAGUUGACGUCCUUGUGGUCGCAGGGGCGGGACCUGAUGAGGGACGCCAACGAGGACGAGAGGAAUGAGAUCCUCAGCAGGCUGCAGGAGUUGCAAAACAUCUUCGAUAAAACUCUGCACAGGUGUGGCCAGAAACUGCAAGAACUCGAGAAGGUGCUCGUCUCCAGGAAGUACUUCAAGAACGAUCUAGAAAAAAUAUGCCAGUGGCUCAAGCAAGCAGAUAUCGUCACCUUUCCAGAAAUUAACCUCAUGGUUGGCGAAGCUGAAUUAGAGGCGCAGCUGUUGAAGUAUCAUCAUAUAGUCGAGCAGGCAGUGGAGUAUGAGAACCUUCUCUUGAUUGUGCAACGAGCAGGCCAGGAGAUUCUACCCACUCUGAACGAGGUGGACCACUGCUACCUCGAUGAAAAACUGAACACCCUCCCGCAGCAGUACAACAACAUACUAGCACUGGCCAAAGAGAAACAGGAGAAAAUCCAGCAGGCCAUCUUUACCAGGAACGAGUACACCUCUUUCAUCGACGUCACUCAGAAAGCCCUCGAGGAGCUUGAGGAGCAGUUCAACCAUCUGGGAACACAGCCCGUGGGCCUGCAAACCGAAGAGGUGCUCAGCCUGCAGAGCGAUUACAAAGCCAUCCAAGUGGAUCUGAGCGGUCUUGGUCUCGCUGUGAGUGAACUCAACCAGAAGAAGGAAGGCUUCCGCAGCACCGGCCAACCCUGGUGCCCUGAGGAAAUGACACAGCUCACGAGCCUCUACAACGGCCUGAAGAGGCUGGUUGAACAGAAAGUGGAGCAUCUGGAUGAAACCUUGGAGUCAUUCGAGGACCAGAAGGCGAUGGCCAUGCAGGUGGACUCAGAGUUAAAGGCCACCAAGGAGCAGCUGGUAAAGGUCAACGCUGAGACUCAGUCGGCAGAGGAGAGGCUGAAGAACUACCACGCUCUUGCAGGGAGCCUUCAGAGCGCCAACUCGCACUUAUCCAGGCUCAUGGAGCAAAUGGACUCUCUGGCGCCGCGUGUGGAACAAACAGCCCACAACGCCUCAAAGGAGCAAGUGGUCCUGUGGCAGGAGGAGCUGCGAUCAUUGCAGGCCGCGGUCGGGGACCUCAUCGAGGAAUGCGAGAACCGCUUCGUUCAGAGCAAAGACUUUGAGACAGAGAUGCAAAGGACACUGGCCUGGCUGCAGCAGGUGCGGGCCGAGCUGGGGUCCGCCGUGACGGUGGACAUGCGGGUAGAGAAGGUGCAGGAGGAGAUCAGAAAGCAACAAAUAAUGCAGGAGGAGGUUCAGUCCAGACUCAGGAUCGUGGCCGCUCUGAGCAGCAGGGAGAAACAGAAAUAUACCAGUGCCAACGAGUUGGUACCGACCCACGUGGACACCAGCCUUGAAGAAAUGGCCAAGCUGCAGGCAGACGUUCAGAAGCAACUGAGUUCCAGACAGGUGACCUUGGAGCAGGCCCUGCUGCUAUGCCAGAAGUACCACUUCAGGAUGCAGGCGGCCUGCGAAUGGCUGGAGGACGCUGUGUCCUUCCUGCAGGAGGCCAGCUUGGGCGUGGACGUGGAGAACUACGAGGAGUGUCUGCGGCAGCAGGGCGGCAUCAUGGCCACCGAGCAGGAGUUCCUCAUCCACCUGGAGGAGCUGGAGACCUUCCUGCCCCAGCUGGAGAACCUGGUCAACCCCACGGCCAAAGGCCAGCUGCGGGUGAGCGUGGAGUCGGCAAAGCAGAGAGGCCUGGAGGUCCGGGAUCAGCUGCAGUGUCAUCAAGAUGUCCUUCAAAGCUGUGUGGCUCAGUGGAAAUCUUACCAGGAGGCAAGGCAGACCGUCAUCGAGAUUAUGAACGAAGCUGAAAAGAAACUGACACAGUUUUCUACCGCCAAAGCAGCAACAAGCCAAGAAGCAGAGGACAAGUUACGCAGCCACCAGACCCUGGUCUCACUCGUCAACGGCUUCCAAGAGAAGCUGAGCGGUCUGGAGGAGCAGGCGGCUCAGCUGGAGCAGGUGGGCAGCGACGCCAGCAAGGCCACCAUCAGUCGCUCCAUGACCACCGUGUGGCAGCGCUGGACCCGACUUCGCAGUGUUGCCCGCGGGCAGGAGCGAGUUCUGGAGGACACGGCGCAGGAGUGGAGGACGUUCAGGGAGAAGAUGAUGAAGGUGAGGGCGGUUGCCGACGAGCUCCGAGGCCGGGUGCCGGACAGCGCGGUGGAGAAGGCCUCCAAGGCCACCCUGCAGUCUCUGCUGGAGCAGCACGACCUGCUGAGCCAAGACAUGGAGAGAGAGCUGUCGUCGCUCACCCUGCUGCGCCAGUACGCCCUCAGCUUGCUGCAUGACGUGGAAGUGCCUUCGCCCACCAGCGAGCAGGAUGAGCUGCCGAGCCUGAAGGAGAUCAGAGCUGUGCAGGACCAAAUGGAGAGCCUCCUGACACAAUCCAGGACCAAGCGAGCUCAGGCAGCUCUGGAGCUGAGGGACAGAGAAGAAGUGGAGCGAGAACUCAGCGUUGUGAAGGCGUGGAUCCAGGAGACCAGGGAGCUUCUCUUCAACCCCACGCCAGACAUUGACGCUCUACUUCAGGAACUGGAGGUGGUACACGGAGAUGUGAUCACGUAUCGUCAGAACGUGGACAAAUUAGCUGAGCGGCAACAGAGCAAGUACCUGGAUCUCUACACCAUCCUGCCCUCGGAAAUCUCCAUGCAGCUGGCCGAGGUCUCGCUUGCUUUGGGGGCCAUUGAGGAUCAGGUUCUAUCCAAAGAGAGAGACAUACAAAAAACCAGAGACAUAAAAGAGGACUUUAGCUCUAGAAUCCAUGACGUCUCUGAGAAACUCAAAGCCAUCUCUGCUAAAUUCAAGGAAAAGUCCCCAGAGGUUGACCAGGCCAUGGAAGAAGUCAAGAGUCUGGCCGAGGACUUGGACAGCUGCGGCCGCACGCUCGCCGAGCUGGAUGCCGGUGUGCAGGAGUUUGGCCGCCGCAACCCUCUGCUGGCGAAGCAGCUGAGCGACGCCAUCAGCAAGCUGUCAGAGAUGCACCAUCACGUCAGCCGGCUAGCGGACUGUCGGAACAACUGGCUCAAAAAGGCUGUUUGCUAUUUGGACGAGUACCAUGAGAUGCUGGAUUUCAUUGUGAGGUGGUCUGAGAAAGCCAAGAGCCUGGUGAGGGCCAAUAUUAUCUGGAACUCCUCAGUUCACCUGCAGGAGCAGAUGCGGGUGUACCAGGCUGUCCUUCGUGAGUCCCGCGAGCUCCACGGAGAUCUGGAAUCAAUGGCGGAGAAAGUUGAGCUUCUGUCGGAGGUUCUGCAGGUGGAGUCUAUGAGCCAGCAGGUGUGUGAACUCAGUCGACACAGCGAGGAGCUCCAGCAGUGCAUGAAGACGCGGCUGCAGAGCUUGGAGGAUGCUGAGAAGAGUAUGGAAGCUCUGGAGUGUGAGGUGAAGGCCUUGCAUGUUGCUCUGGAGCAGGUCCAAGCUACGCUGACGUCACCAGAGCUGGCACGCCAGAGCCUUAAAGAGCAGCUGUUUCAGAGACAGCGUUUGUUGGCAGACAUGGAGAGUUUCAAGCAGCAGGUGCAGACGGUGCAGCUGUGUCAGAGCAGUCUGCAGGUGCCGGAAGAGGUGAUGCCCAACCUGGCCAUUUGCCGCACGGCUCUGCGGCUGCAGCAGGAUGCCAGCCACUUGCAGCACGUGGCCAUCCAGCAGUGCAACAUCCUCCAGGAGGCAGUGGUGCAGUAUGAGCAGUAUGAACAGGAAGUGAAAGACCUCCAGGGGCUGAUAGAGGAAGCACAUCGCGUCAUCCAGGACCGCCCCAUCACCACCAGCAAUAUCCAGGAGCUGCAGGCCCAGAUCCUUCACCAUGAAGAGCUGGCCCAGAAGAUUAAAGGCUACCAGGAGCAGAUGGCUUCGCUCAACUCCAAAUGCAAGAUGUUGGCGGUGAAGGCCAAGCACGCCACCCUGCUGCUGACAGUGAGCGACGUGGAGGGGCUGCCCGAGCUGGAAGCGGAGAAGAUGGCGUCGGCACAGGCCGUGAUGAUGACGGCUGGCCGCUGCCACACCCUCCUGUCUCCUGUCACAGAGGAGUCUGGGGAGGAGGGCGCUAACAGCGAGGUGUCCUCCCCUCCUGUGUGUCGCUCUCCUUCGCCGGUUACUCCUAGUGAGGCCGCCAAGUCUGGAAGGGGUGGACUAAAAAGAGCUCCAGUCCAAGACCUGUACGACCCCACAUUUGAGUCUGUGGCCAACUUGGACGACCUGCAACGUUCGUGGGAGACGUUGAAGAACGUGAUCAGCGAGAAGCAGAGAUCCCUGUACGAAGCUCUGGAGAAGCAGCAGCACUACCAGGCCUCGCUGCAGUCCAUCUCGGCCAAAAUGGAACAGCUGGAGGCCAAACUCAGCGAGCCUUUUGAGGCUGAUAGGAGUCCCGAUAGCCACAUGAGAAGCCAUGAGUGGAAAAACGUGUGUUGUCCUUUGCAGGGUCUGAUCCAGGAGAUCCAGAGCGUGCAGGACGAUAUUGAUAGGCUGCAGACGAGCUUCAGCGACGACCUGGCCGACGCCUCUGCCGACUCGGACAUGGCCGACCAGCUAGCCAUGCAGUCUUCUCUGGCCGUUCUGGCUGAGAGGAUGACCACCAUCCAUAUGAAGGCCUCCGGGAAGAAGCAGUUGCUGGAGGAGCGUGCCAGCGAUCGCCUGGAGGGCCAACGCAUGGAACAGGCAGUGCAGCGUUACCAACUCCAGGCAGAGGAGUUGGACCGCUGGUUGUCCCAUACGCGCAACGCCGCAGUUUCCGUCCUCGAAGCGCAACAUGGAGAGGAAAGUGACAUGGAGUGGCAGCUUACGGAAUGUCAGAACAUGUUGCUGGACAUAGAGGAGAAAGUGCUGGCCCUCUCCGAGCUGUCCGUGCACAGCGAGAACCUGCUGCUGGAGGGCCGUGCCGAGACGCGGGCGGAGGUCGAGCGGCUGGCCCGGAAGUUGCGGACGCUGAAGGGUGGCCUGCUGGAGCUGCAGAAGAUGCUGCAGGACAAGCGGAACAACAUGCAGGGUUCCCGUCAGGAGCAGGAGGACAGUGAGUCGGACUCAAGUCUCUCUCAGAGUCCCAGCGUGCAGGACUGGGUGGCCCAGGCCAGGACCACGCGCUCGCAGCAGCACCAGGACAGUCUUCAGAGCCAAAGGGAACUGGAGGAGCAGCUUGCGCAGCAGAAGAAGCUUCUCCAGUCGGUGGCCAUCAGAGGAGAGGAGAUCCUCAUCCAGCAGGCGUCACCUGGCGCCACCACCGCAUCAGAACCAUUUUCUCCAGCGGUUCUGGCCGAGAGGGAGGCCGACGCCGCACGUGAGCAGAUGAGGCAAAGGUGGGAGAGCCUCGGGCUGGAGCUCAAAACCAAACUGGACCUUACGCAGAAAAACCUGGAGCAGGAACACAAAAAGCCGGUUUAUUCUUGCGCGGCUCCACUUUUAAAAGGAGAACCUCAAGCUGACGCGUCGUCACUGACAAGUCUUUAUGACAGCUUCAGGAUGACCGUGGAUGCCGUGGCCUCUCAGCCCGGCAACGGCGAGACACAGGCGGCUCAGAUGGAGCAGCAGCUCUACACAGCCGUGUCGUCCACCUCCUCCUGGAUGGACGCCGUGGAAAACCACGUCUUCUCCGGCUCGCUCAUGCCGGCUGACAACGCGGAGGCUCGACUGCAGAAGCAGGAGAUGUUGGAGGAUGAUCUCCGACGGGUGAAAGAGGAGGUGUCACUCAGCCAGGCUUUGCUCACCGGGUCCAGCGGGUUGAGGCAAGAGGAGCGGACCCUGCUCCAGGACAAUCUCGACUGUCUGAAGGAGAGACUGGGAGGUCUGGCUGGUGCUGUGGGUCAAAGCAGUGACCACAUGAGGACCAGGACUCAGGAACUCACUGCCUACCAGACCGAAUUGCAGCUUCUCCAGACCUCGUUAACGCAGACCAAGUGUCAGGUCCUGCAGGUGCUAGCAGGAGCCGUGGAUAGGCCGCCCUCAGAGCAGCUGCAGGUCAUCUCCAGCACCGAGGACAGCCUGAAAGAAUUUGAGCAGAAGAUCACGGAGCUGAAAAGCAGGGGAGCGGUGCUGCAAGCAGAUUCGAUAUCGGCAGACAAAAUACUCAAAGUUCAGGUCGCCUACGAGGAGCUGGUGAUGACCGUGGUGUCCCGUCGCAGCGGGCUGAACCAGAACAUGGCUCUCAAGCAGCAGUACGAGCGCGCCCUGCAGGACCUCACCGACCUGGUGGACACGGCCGCGAGCAAGAUGGCUGCCCAUCAGAGGAUCAUCGCCAGCUCGGCGGAGGAAGUCCAGAACCACCUGGACAAACAUAAGGAGUUCUUCCAGGGUCUGGAGUCACAUAUGAUUUUAACCGAGACUUACUACAGGAAAAUUAGCAGCUUGAUGCUUCCCAGAGAGAGACAAGUACUGGAGGAAACACUCAACCAGGCCCAGGGAGUCCUCAAGCAGGCUCACAGUAAAGGUGUGGAGCUGGAGGGCAUCCUGGAGGCUUGGCGCCGCUUGCUUCAGGAUUACCAAAACCUGGAUCGCCAGCUGGAGGCCGUGGAGGAAAACAUUCCAGCAGUCGCACUGGUGGAGGAGACGGAGGAGAAGCUGAUGGACCGCAUCUCGCUGUAUCAGGGUCUGAAGGGGAAGCUGAUGGAGCACCAACACAAGCUGCACCAGGUCCUGGGCGAAGGCAAACACCUCCUGCAGUCGGUGUGCUGUCCUGCUCUGGAGAAUCAACUGGCAGUCCUGGGAGAACACUGGCUGGAAAACACCGGCAAGGUCAACAAGGAGCUGCAGCGCCUGGAGGCCAUCCUCAAACAUUGGACCAGGUAUCAGAGGCAGUGCGGGGAGCUGAGCCAAUGGCUGCAAUCUGCUCUGGAGCGUCUGGAGUACUGGAACACGCAGGCCGUCUUGGUUCCACAGGAGCUGGAAACCAUCCGAGACCACCUGUGCGCUUUUCUGGAGUUUUCCAAGGAGGCCGAGAGCAAAUCCAGCCUGAAGAGCUCCGUGGUGUCGGAGGGCAACCAGCUGCUGCGGCUGAAGAAAGCGGACACGGUGUCUCUGCGGUCCGACCUGGCUCGCAUCGACAAUCAGUGGAGCGAGCUGUUCACGCGCAUGCCGGUGGUGCAGGAGAAGCUGCAUCAGAUCCAAAUGGAGAAGCUGGCCUCCCGUCACGCCAUCUCAGAGCUCUUUAACUGGAUAGCACUGAUGGAGAACGUCAUGGAAGAGGAUGAGGAGAACCUGAAAAGUGCGGUGGGAUCGCAUGUGAUUCAGGACUACUUGCAGAAAUAUAAGGGCUUCAGAGUGGAUCUAACCUGCAAGCAGCUGACGGUGGACUUUGUCAACCAGACUGUGCUGCACCUCAGCGGCCACGAUGUGGAGAGCAAGCGCAGCGAUAAGACGGACUUUGCCGAGCGCCUCGGAGUCAUGAAUCGACGCUGGCAGGUCCUGCAAGGCCGCAUCAACGAGCGGAUCCAGUUUCUGGAGGGCCUGCUGCAGAUGUGGUUGGAGCAUGAGAGCAGCGUUCAAGCCCUGAAGACCUGGAUGGGAACCCAAGAGGAGCGACUGAAGAGGAAGCACAGGAUUGAGGACUUGACGUCCGUCCAGAGCGCCCUCAAGGAAUGCCAGGAGCUGGAGGAGCUGCUGAGGGACAAAGAGAAGGAACUGGAGCGAGUGGAGGAGCAGGGCUGCGCUCUGGUCCAGAACAAAACCGAUGAGGCUUGUGCUAUCGUCAUGGAAACGCUGCAGGGUGUCAAUCACACCUGGGCCAACCUGGACCACCUUAUCGGUCAGCUGAAGAUCAGCCUGACGUUGGUGGUGGAUCAGUGGAGUCUUUACAAACGAGCCUCAGAGGAGAUUAAUGGCCACCUCAUGGAGGGAAGGUACUCCGUGUCCCGCUUCCGCCUCCUCACUGGCUCGUUGGAGGCUGUUCAGCAGCAGGUGCAAAGUCUGCUGGUCCUGCAAGAGGAGCUGGAGAAGCAGGAGAGCAGCCUGAGGAGGUUCGGUGCCGUGACGCACCAGCUGCUGAAAGAGUGUCACCCGUCAGUGUCGGAGUCCCUCAAUCACGCCCUCAAGGAAGCCAAUGCAAGGUGGGUGGGCCUCCUGGAGGAGAUAGCGGAGCGUCUAAGGAGCAGCAAAGCUCUCCACCAGCUGUGGCAGCACUACAAGGAGCUGCACGAGCAGAGCGGCGACAGCAUCCAGCUGCUGGAGGAGAAAGCCGACCAGCUGCUCAAGACGGCGUGCGACAAGGACGUCGCUGACGAGCAAGUGUCCAACUGGAUCCAAGACUGCGGAGAGGUUCUCCGCUCCCACGCACCGGUGCAGGCGUCCCUGCAGGUUCUUCAAGAACUGGGAGAUCAGCUGAAGCAGCAGGUGGACACCUCGGCGGCAGCCACCAUUCAGUCAGAUCGGUUGGCGCUUUCUCAGCGGCUGGCGGCUGUGGAACAAGCGCUGAGGAGACAACUCAUCACGCUGCAGACCGGUGUACACGACUAUGAGACCUUCAACCACCAGCUGGACUCCCUCGCGGGCUGGGUGCGUGAAGCUGAGGAGGCCCUGAAGGUGCAAGACCCCAACGGCUCCACCGACCUGGCCCUCAUCAAGCAGCGCAUGCAGGACCUGAAACGACUCAUGAUGAAAUUCAGCAGCAUGGCCCCGGAAUUGGAGCGCCUCAACGAGCUCGGUUACCGGCUCCCGCUCAACGAUUCGGAGAUCAAACACAUGCAGAACCUCAACAGGAACUGGUCGGCGGCGUCGGCGCAGACCACAGAGAGAUUCAGCAAACUGCAGUCCUUCCUGCUUCAGCAGCAGACCUUCUUGGAGAAGUGCGAGACGUGGAUGGAGUUCUUGGUCCAAACGGAGCAGAAUCUAGCGGUGGAAAUUUCUGGGAACUACCAGAGUUUGAUGGAGCAGCAGAAGGCCCAUGAGUUAUUCCAGGCUGAGAUGUUCAGUCGCCAGCAGAUCCUCCACUCCAUCAUCAGUGACGGACAAAGGAUGUUGGAGCAAGGUCAAGUGGAUGACAGGAAUGAGUUCAACCUGAAGCUGGCUCUGCUGAGUAACCAGUGGCAGGGAGUGGUGCGGCGUGCCCAGCAGAGGCGAGGCAUCAUUGACGGCCUGAUCCGGCAGUGGCAGCGCUACAGGGAGAUGGUGGAGAAGCUGCGCAAAUGGCUGCUGGAGAUCUCCCAGCCCGUAGAGGGCCUUCAGCCUGGCACCACUGUUCCUUUGCAGCAAGCUCGCUCCAUGCUGGACGCCAUCCAGCUGCAGGAGAAGGUGCUCCAGCGCCAGCAAGGCAGCUACAUCCUCACGGUGGAGGCCGGCAGACACCUGCUCCUGUCAGCAGACACUCAGGCUGAGUUGGCCCUGCAGGCCGAGCUCACCGACAUCCAGGGGCGAUGGAAACACGCCAGCACUUGUCUGGACGAACAGAAGAAAGAACUCAGCACCUUGUUAAAGGACUGGGACAGAUGUGACAAAGGUAUCGGUGGGUCUCUGGAAAAGCUUCGUGCCUUCAAACGUCAGCUGUCGCAGCCUCUUCCUGACCACCAUGACGACCUGCAGGCUGAGCAGAUGCGUUGCAAGGACCUGGAGGGAACCAUCGAUGACCGGACGGGAGAUUUGUCCCACCUGACCGUCCUGAGGGAGUCGCUGUCGUGUUACAUCAGCGCCGAGGACAUUUGCGUCCUGCAGGAGCGCAUCGAGCUGCUGCAUCGCAUGUGGGACCAAAUCUGCCACCAGCUGGCCUUGCGUGCGCAGCAGGUGAGCGACAAGCUGAACGAGUGGAGCGUCUUCAGCGACAAGUACAAGGAGCUGUGCGAGUGGCUCACCGCCAUGGAGAGCAAGGUGUCGCAAAACGGAGACAUCAGCAUCGAGGAGAUGAUCGAGCGGCUGCGCAAGGACUACCAAGAGGAGAUCUCUGUGGCCGAGGAGAACAAGCUGCACCUCCACCAGCUGGGGGAGCGUCUGGCCCGGGCCAGCCAGCCGAGCAAAGCUGGCGAAAUGGAACACAAGCUGAGUAAAGUCAACGAGCGCUGGCAGCACCUCCUGGAUCUCAUCGGAGCCAGGGUGAAGAAGCUGAGGGAAACUCUGGUGGCUGUGCAGCAGCUGGACAAGAACAUGAGCAGCCUGCGUUCCUGGCUGGCCAACAUGGAGACGGAGCUGUCCCAACCCAUCGCCUACGACACCUGCGACUUCCAAGACAUUCAGCGCAAACUGGAUGAUCAGCAGGAGCUCCAGAGCGACAUUGAGAAGCACAGCACAGGAGUGGCGUCAGUGCUCAAUCUGUGCGAGGUGCUCCUGCACGACUGUGACGCCUGUGCCACGGACGCAGAGUGCGACUCCAUCCAGCAGGCCACGCGUAGCCUGGACCGCCGCUGGAGGAGCAUCUGCGCCUCCUCCAUGGAGAGGAGACUCAAGAUUGAAGAAACCUGGCGUUUGUGGCAGAAGUUCCUGGAUGACUUUUCCCGCUUUGAGGAGUGGCUGGCCACUUCGGAGAAGACUGCUGCGCUGCCAAACUCCUCUGGUGUUUUGUACACCGUAGCCAAAGAGGAAUUUAAGAAAUUUGAGUCCUUCCAGAGGCAAGUCCAUGAAAGCCUCACCCAGCUGGAGUUAAUCAACAAGCAGUAUCGCCGCCUAGCCAGAGAAAACCGCACCGACGUGUCCUGUCACCUGAAAGAGAUGGCGCACAGCGCCAACCAGCGAUGGGACAACCUACAGAAGAGGGUGGCAUCCAUCCUGCGCAGGCUCAAGCACUUUAUCAGCCAGAGGGAGGAGUUUGAGACGGCGAGGGACGCCAUCCUGGUGUGGCUGACCGAGAUGGACCUGCAGCUCACCAACAUCGAGCACUUCUCUGAGUGCGACAUCCAGGCCAAGAUCAAGCAGCUCAGGUCGUUCCAGCAGGAAAUCUCGCUGACCACCGCCAAGAUCGAGAGCAUCUUCCACCAGGGCGAGGCCCUGAUAGAGAAGAGCGAGCCGCUGGAUGCCGCCGUCAUCGAGGAGGAGCUGGAGGAGCUGCAGCGCUACUGCCAGGAGGUGUUUGGUCGAGUGGAGCGCUACUACAAGAAGCUCAUUCGCCUCCCUCUGGCAGAGGAUGACACCGAAGUGUCGCUCUCGGAUCGUGAGCUGGAGCUGGACGAGCCCGGGGACUUGUCCGGCCUGCCGUGGAGUGAGCGUUUGGGCGACGGCUUCCUGUCCCCGCUGCCGUCCUCGGGACGCUCGGCCUCUCUGGCGGCUCAGCUGAGGACGGAGCGUUCGGGCAGGGACACCCCGGCCAGCGUGGACUCCAUCCCCCUGGAGUGGGAUCAUGACUACGACCUGAGCCGCGGGCUGGAGAGCGCCAGCAGGGCCCUCAGGGAGCAGCAAAGCGAGGAGGCGGACUUCCUGCCCCGGCCUGCCUCUGCCUUGUCAGAUGUAGUCAUCCCAGAGAGCCAGGAGGCCUUUGUUAGACUAACAGAGCAAACACUGAGGUCCUCCGCCGGGGAGGUCGCCUCCAUGGACUCCAAUGUUCACCAGCCCGACGCCGGACGCUUCCAGCUACAGCACGGCGACAGCGUCCGCAGCCGUACGCCCACCGCCGUCGACCUGGAUGCCUCGUACAUGGGAUACAUGAGGCUGCUGGGCGAGUGCCGAGGCAGCAUCGACACGGUGAAGAGGAUGGGCCACGAGCUCAAAGAGGAAGAGGACACAGCGUCAGGACUGGCCAAUCCCAGCAGCUCCGAGUCCCAAACAUCAGGUGUGAUCGAACGCUGGGAGCUCCUGCAGGCCCAGGACCUCAGCAAAGAGAUUCGCACCAAGCAGAACCAGCAGCAGUGGCAGCAGCUCCACUCGGACCUGAGCAACAUUUGCACCUGGCUGAGGGAGGCUGGCGACGAGCUGGAGCAGCAGCGGAGGCUGGACCUCAGCACCAAUAUCCAGACCAUCGAGUUCCGCAUCAAAAAGCUCAAGGAGCUGCAGAGGGCCUGGGACAAGCGCAAGGGGAUUGUGCUGUCCAUCAACCUGUGCAGCACAGACUUUGUGCACUCGGACACAGAGGAGUCCAAAGAGCUGCAGGCCAAACUGAAAGACAUGAACAACCACUGGGACAAACUGGCUGCCUCGUUGGACGAGUGGAGGUCUUCGCUGCAGGGAGCCCUCAUGCAGUGUCAGGACUUCCAUGAGAUGAGUCACGGCCUGCUGCUCUGGUUGGAAAACAUCGACCGCAGGCGUAACGAGGUGGUCCCCAUCGACCCCAUCCAGGACAGCGACACUCUGCAUGAGCACCAUAAAACUCUCACGCAAAUCCGCCAGGAGCUGCUGGACUCUCAGCUGAAGGUGGCGUCGCUGCAGGACAUGUCACUCCAGUUGCUGGUCAACUCGCAGGGUGGUGACUGCCUGGAGGCCAAGGAGAAGGUCCACGUUAUCGGCAACCGCCUUAAGCUGCUGCUGAAAGAGGUCACUCGUGACCUCCGUGAGCUGGCCAAGAUCCUGGACAUCACCAGCAGCCAGCAGGAUCUGUCGUCGUGGUCCUCGACUGAUGAUUUGGACACCGGGUCGGGGUCUCUCAGUCCCGCCUCAGGGAGGAGCACGCCGAGUCGGCGGCGAUCGCGGCGGGGCAAAUGUAGUGUGUCACAGCGUGGUGGAGCCCCUGUGAGCAGUCCACAGCACAGGUGUCACAGCGACGUUGGGUCCGCUUCCUGCCCUUCUGACCCGCCGCCGUUGCCGCCCGGAUCCUCCUCCUCACCAUCGUUUGCCCGUCGCGUCCUGCGGGUGGCGCUGCCCCUCCAGCUGCUGCUGCUCCUGCUGGUACUGGUGGCCUUCCUUCUGCCUAUGUCCGAGGAGGACUACUGCGCUCAGUCCAACAACUUUGCUCACUCCUUCUACCCCAUGCUCAGCUACACCAACGGGCCCCCUCCCGUCUAGGUGGGCGCCGCAUUUGUAUCUCCACGUGUAGCAAGUAGGAUGAUCCAGGGGGUCCAUGGAGGUGCGUCCUGGCAAAUGUGGACUGAAAAGGAAGUACUAGCAAAGCACCAAAGUCAACCUAGGCUGUGAUUUUUGUCCUAAUAAUUCAUACUAAUAAUACAUCAUGUUGUUUUGGCCAUGCAUGUAAAUCCGUUGUGUCUGUGCUAACAACAGAAGAAAAUCACUGAUGAGAUUAUUUUUAGAGAGUCGUCGGUUUUAUUUUUGCAACAUAUCAGCUAACUAUGACCUAUGUAGAAAGUUUAUUGUAUUUUUUUCUAUGGCUGGCUGUCAAUGCAGUGUGUACCAGGGGAGAUGUGUGUCAUGUUAAUCAUUAUUAUGACAAAUAUGUUGAAAAAUGUAUGCGAGCAUCAGCAACAAAGAAUGCCAAAUCUUCA